CCUGAUACCUAUAAACACUUGAUAUCUAUAGCCCCCCAAGUAUCAUCACACUGGAACACAAGAAAUGGACAAUUCUUAAACCUAGUGCCUACUACCCCAGGUACAGAGUAAGUAUAUAUGUCCAAGUACUCCGUACGAAUUCUGGAACGCCCCACCAUGAACGGAUCACAUCCAAUUUUUUUCUUCUGACAAUUGAAACCUACUACAACAAUCCUUACUCCAGAUAACCCACCCAACAUAACCAACACCAACAAUAACAGCCAAAGAGGAAGAGAGGAGGAAAAAAAAGAAAGAAAGAAGCACAAGCAAAAUGGCAAUCAUCCGCCCCGCAACCCCAGCAGACCUUCCCCAAGUCCGCGCAAUCAGCACCUACUACAUCCUCAACACAGCCCUCAUAUUCACGCAAACCUCGCCACCACCUGCCGUCUUCCAAGCCAAAUACGACGACCUCAAGUCCCGCGGCCUCCCUUAUGUCGUUGCCGUUGACGAGGAACUCACAAACGCCGAGGACGGCGCCGACCUUGUACUCGGGUACGCUUAUCUCUCGCCCUUUCGCAGCCAUAUGCUGUCGUACGCGGCAACAGUGGAGCUUUCACUCUUCGUGCACCCGGACCAUCAGUCGCGGUCCCUGGGAUCGAGGCUUCUUGCGGCGGUGUUGGAGGCUGCUCCGGCAGUGAGGCAUCGGGCUUAUGAAGUUACAGGGUCGGAUGAGGAGCCGAGGAAAGUGUUUGCUGGGGAGAAAGGGGAGAGUGAAGGGGGACUCCCGCUGAGGAAUAUUCUCGCUGUUAUGGCGGUUAGUUCUGAGGGGUUAGAUGGCGGAGAUGCCUUGCGGAGGUGGUAUAUCAAACGGGGAUUUGUGGAGAGGGGAAGAAUGGAGAAGAUUGGGUUUAAGAGGGGAGAGUGGUAAGCAUACUACCUAACACACUCUUUUUUAACUUUAUGUGGAUGGUUGGAUAUUGCUUAAACUAAUUUGAUGAAUAGGAUUGAUACGAUUUACUUGCAAUAUACCCUGGCGUAAAUUGGCGUGGUAGCCAUGAUUGUGGAUAUAUAUUAUUCUGAGGAAGUUAAUGAAUGGCUAGAUUAGAUUACACUUGUAGAUUCACUGGCAUGCAGAUGCAUUAGUGGAAUUUAUGAACCUAUCCGACGUAUGAUAUCCCGGGUAAGAUCAGAUCUAGAACAGUCCUCAGAUUAGUCCAGUAGGCACCAACUACCUAGGUAAGUUGAUCAGUCAAUCCAACGCGUUGGCGUGUUAUGGACUUACUGUAUUAUGAGCAAGGAUAGUACUCAAGGUUCCAUACUGGAAUUUCCCAAGUCCGAUUCUGUAGAGCAAGUCUAAGGAUGCUUAGAUGGACAAUUACAAUUCCCGACUCACCUUC
Messenger RNA from Aspergillus ochraceoroseus IBT 24754, 1376 nucleotides. RefSeq names its product GNAT family N-acetyltransferase. Gene Ontology annotation, molecular function: acyltransferase activity, transferring groups other than amino-acyl groups. The record is from RefSeq and is a predicted model, not a curated record. Lineage: Eukaryota; Fungi; Ascomycota; Eurotiomycetes; Eurotiales; Aspergillaceae. The transcript has a single exon. Bases 311 to 907 code for a protein of 198 amino acids.